AUGGCUCCCCGUGGCCGUGGAGGAAAAUUCAGUAAACCUACUCGUGGAGGCGGAAAGCAUUUCAGCCGUGAUGUUCAGCCUUUAGACAAAGACGGAAAUCCUAUUGGCAUGUGGAGGGAUCCCGAUGACGACCCUCUCUCCUCCGAAGAGGAAGAAGAGUCUGAGUCAGAAGAGGAAUCUGAGGAUGAGGCCGGUCCAUCUCGGUCUAUUCCUGAAGAAAUGACUCGUGAGCAGCGUAAAGCGGCCGCAAAAGCUCGAAAAGAAGCUGCCAUAGCCAGGAAGAACCAAGUAGCGGCAGCUCCAGGAGAUCUCCCACCAUCCGAGAGCGAGGAGGAAUCCGACGAUGACAUGCCGGCAAAUCCUAAUCAUACUGCGAAAUCGCGCUCGCAGGCAGCGAAUGCUGCAAAUGGAAUACCUACUCCGAGGGCUCCUGGAGAGCUGUCUCGCCGCGAGCGCGAAGCUAUCGAGGCUCAACAAGCUCGGGAGCGAUAUAUGAAGUUGCACGCAGAAGGGAAGACAGAGCAGGCUCGUGCUGACCUAGCGCGGCUAGCUCUUGUUAAAGAGCGCCGUGAGGCAGAAAAAGCACGAAAGCAGGCAGAAAAGGAUGAGCGUGAAGAACGCGAGCGUGAGAAGGCAGAGCAAAAGGCCAGAGAGGCCAAGCUGCGUGAAGCAGCCAUGGGCUCUGGUGCCAGAGGUAGAGGAGGUAAGAAGACUGCUGGAAGGAGCAAAUGA
Messenger RNA from Coccidioides immitis RS, 732 nucleotides. RefSeq lists its product as uncharacterized. NCBI's taxonomy places the organism in Eukaryota, Fungi, Ascomycota, Eurotiomycetes, Onygenales, Onygenaceae. The record is from RefSeq and is a predicted model, not a curated record. Gene Ontology annotation, molecular function: RNA binding. The transcript is spliced from 3 exons. Gene Ontology annotation, cellular component: cytosol. The coding region runs from base 1 to 732 and encodes 243 amino acids.